GAAGUACUUACAUUGAAUUACUGAGGUGGAGUGUAAUCUUAACAACGCAUAUAAUCAAACUAAUGGGAGACACACCCUUCCAUGUACUGUAUGGCUAUUUUCCCAGUUUCAAGGAUGGUGUAUUGCGACAUGUGGUAAAAGAUGAUGUAUGGGAUGAUUCAACAAGACUUCAAGAGAGGGUACGCGAACGGAUAGCUAAAGAACAUGAAAUAUGGAAACUUAGGUAUGAUAAAAAGCACUCUAGACCAAUCGUUUACAGGAAGGGAGACAUUGUCUAUAUAAAAAGACCCCCUGAGGCAACGGGCGAAUCAACAAAAUUGCAACCUAAGUAUCGUGGACCACUCAUUGUGACACAAGGACUACCUAAUGAUGUAUACAGUGUGUCAGCAUUGCGAGCUGAAGAAGGGAGACAAUAUGCGACUAAAGUCCACGUGUCUCAGAUGAAAUCAUAUCAUUUGCCUGACUCAGAUUCAGAGGAGGAUGAUAAACAAUCUGGUACAACUUCAUAAGAACUAGGCAUUGCAGGAGAGGCUGACCCAGACAGACCACAAGAAGAAGAAGAAGAAUCUGCAGAUCAGUUGUCAAAUUCCUUUGCUGUACUCCCACCAGUUGUAGCAAAAACAGCUAGGAUAAGGCGACCACCGAGAUGGCAUGAGGAUUAUAAAAUGUGAUUACUUCAUACUAUGUUGGUCCUUUGUUUACCAUGCCUACACUAAUCUGUAUAUACUGUGAGGCAAUAUUGUAAUUAUAUUAUUAUUAUUUAUGAAUAUUAUUUGUAUAGGCAUGUAAUUAAAUUUUAUGCUUAUAAUACAAAACGUAGUUCCUUCUACAGACAUAAAUUUAUAAGAAACAGGAUGUUCCUAAUAUUUUUUUUUUUGGUUGUAUUAUUUUUUUUAUAUAUAUGGUAAGAAUGUUUUACUUGCUAUGUAAACUAGUGUUUAAAAUGUCCAAAAGUUUAUUUUUUUUUGUUGUUUAUUCUAUUGUCAAAAAUGUGUAAGAAGUAAAAGUGGUGAAUUAAGUUUGAAAUUAUUAUUUACUAUUGAUUAAUUAUUAACUAUUAACAUGUAUUAUUUUUUUUUUAUAUAUAUAAUGUAUUACAUGUUUUCAUAAUAUCAAUGUUCAAUGUUCAAUAAGUGAGGACACUUAAACUCAUCAGGAUGCCCGAAUGUUAUCUAUCAUAUAGUGGUGGUAGGGGUGAUCACGGAUGAGAGAGUGAUAUAGAAUAUAGUCAGUCAGUGUAUAGCUGGACAGCGCGUCGCAAGCGUUGUACAGCUAUUGUUUUUCAUUAUAUAUUUACUAAUAUUAUA
This is a messenger RNA of Acyrthosiphon pisum (pea aphid), 1307 nucleotides long. RefSeq lists its product as uncharacterized. NCBI's taxonomy places the organism in Eukaryota, Metazoa, Arthropoda, Insecta, Hemiptera, Aphididae. The transcript has a single exon. Bases 63 to 509 code for a protein of 148 amino acids. The record is from RefSeq and is a predicted model, not a curated record.